CGAUGAUGAAAUAAGAGGCAUUUUAGGCGAUGAAAUAUGGAGGGUUGAGAAUAAAAGUUUCAUGUGGACACAUAACCUCGAUCACAACACUGUUUAUAUUGAAGUGUCUGUGUGUCUUUUGCUAUGAAAAUUGUGUCUUGUAGUUCACUUUUGAUGGAGUGAGUGAGGAGUAGUCGUGUUGGUCAGAAACAAAAUCCCAGGAAGGAUCGAACUAAAGAUGAAUCAUGAAGAAGAAGAAGAUGUAGAUAUACUGAUUGUUGGUGCCGGAUUAGCUGGUCUCACUACUGCUUUAUCCCUUCACAGGUUAGGUUUGAGGAGCUUGGUGUUGGAGUCAUCUGAUAGUUUGAGGAUCACCGGAUACGCCCUUUCACUAUGGACCAAUGCUUGGAGAGCCUUAGAUGUUGUAGGGAUUGGAAGUACUUUGAGAAAAAAAUCCACUCAAAUUAAAGGAUUCAAGAUCGCCUCUCUUGAUACUGGUCUCUUUACUUCGGAGCAAGCACUUGAUAAAGAUGGAAAAUUCGAGGGUUAUGAAAGCCGAUGUGUUAAGAGAAAGGAUUUACUAGAGGCAAUAGUAAACGAGUUGCCACCAGACACCAUUAGGUACUCUUCCAAGGUUGCAACCAUUGAUGAACUCGGCCGCUAUAAGCUGGUACGCCUAGCCGAUGGUUCAAUUCUUAAAACCAAGGUGUUGAUAGGGUGUGAUGGAGUUAAAUCAGUUGUGGCAAAAUGGUUAGGUCUUGAGAGACCAAUUAGUGAUGGGAGAUUGGCUAUUCGGGGUUUGGUGGAGUUCCCUGAUGGUUCGUGUUCUGAUCCAAUAUUCCAUGUGAAGUUUGGAGGCGGAGUGCGCUUCGGUUCUCUUCCUGUUGAUGAAAACACUGUGUACUGGUUUUGCACGUUCAUUCCGUCUCAAGUUCCAUCCUAUGAAGAAGACUGGAAAGUAAACCCAAUAAAAGUGAAGCAAUUUGUAUUGAGCCGUAUCCACAAGAUGCCUCAAGAAGCACAAGAUGUGGUGGAAAGAACAAAGUUAAGUAACAUAUCGUGUGCAAAAUUGAAGUUCAGAUCUCCAUGGAAUGUCUUAUUUGGCAAUAUAGUGAAAGAUAACGUUUGUGUAGCCGGGGACGCGCUUCAUCCAAUGACUCCUGACAUUGGUCAAGGCGGGUGUGCAGCGUUAGAAGAUGCGGUGGUGCUAGGUAGGUGCCUCGGGGAGGUGUUUUUGAAGAAAGCGAGUGAAGAAGAUGAUGAAUUUGAGAGGAUUAAAAAGGGUUUGGAGAAAUAUGGGAAAGAAAGGAGAUGGAGGAGUUUUAGUCUUAUUAGUGUUGCAUAUUGUGUUGGGUAUAUUCAACAGAGCAAUGGGAAGAUGAUGAGUUUGUUUAGGAAAGUAUGGUUUUCUAGCUACACUCCUAGUAUUUUCCUUAAAAUGGCUGAUUUUGAUUGUGGUAAUCUUGUCAGUUGAAUCACGAGAUGCAAAAUGAUUUGUGAUGUUUUGGGUAUUCUUAUCGAUCUAAAGAUGAUGACGUUGUUUUAAAUUGUUUAUUUUUCAUGAAUGUUUUGUUGUCUUGUGACAACAUUUCACAUUUCUAUGUUUUGUUUCAUAUUUUCAAUUUCA
Messenger RNA from Helianthus annuus (common sunflower), 1606 nucleotides. Its product is annotated as monooxygenase 2. Gene Ontology annotation, molecular function: FAD binding. The transcript has 6 exons. NCBI's taxonomy places the organism in Eukaryota, Viridiplantae, Streptophyta, Magnoliopsida, Asterales, Asteraceae. The record is from RefSeq and is a predicted model, not a curated record. The coding region runs from base 218 to 1453 and encodes 411 amino acids.